Messenger RNA from Dissoconium aciculare CBS 342.82, 1110 nucleotides. RefSeq lists its product as uncharacterized. The transcript is spliced from 2 exons. The coding region runs from base 1 to 1110 and encodes 369 amino acids. Lineage: Eukaryota; Fungi; Ascomycota; Dothideomycetes; Mycosphaerellales; Dissoconiaceae. Gene Ontology annotation, cellular component: membrane. The record is from RefSeq and is a predicted model, not a curated record.
AUGCUGAUCGCCCAGCUCUUCGGCACUGUGAUGAACGUGAUGACCCGCCUCCUCGAAGUCCAAGCCAACCAAGGAAAGGGGAUGCAUCCUCUCCAGAUUCUCUUCACGCGCAUGGCGCUCACCAUCGUCUGCGGAUGCACAUACAUGUACGUGACCAAGACGCCACAUUUCCCCUUCGGCGCGCCCGAAGUCCGUAGACUCCUAGUGUUGCGGGGUUUCGCGGGCUUCUUUGGUGUGUUCGGGAUGUACUAUUCCCUGAUGUAUUUGCCUUUGGCCGAGGCGACGGUCAUCACGUUUCUGGCGCCGGGAUUGGCGAGUUGGGCGUGUUCAAUUCUCUUAAGUGAACCCUUCACCCGGACGGAGAAGAUUGGAGGUUUAGUCUCGAUGGCAGGAGUCGUCCUGAUUGCUAGACCGGCGACGAUCUUCCAAGUUUUCGGACAGACCCAUGCCGCCGUCCAUUCAGAUAAGGCGAAAGUGAUGAUCGCGGAUGGAGAUGUCUCGGAAGUCGUCGCACGAAUGGCCGUAGGCGAUCUGGACAGUGUUACGCCGCUGCAAAGGCUCAGCGCUGUUGGCGUCGCCAUGCUGGGAGUCCUUGGUGCCGCCACUGCCUACACCGUCCUUCGCUGGAUCGGGAAACGAGCACAUCCGCUCAUCAGCGUGAAUUACUUCGCGAGCACUACUUUUGUCGUAUGCUUAAUACUUCAAAUUGCUCUGCCGGAGGUGGGAUUCUUGCUCCCGACUGACCUGAAAGAUUGGAGUUACCUCAUCUUCCUGGGAGUUUGCGGAUUUAUCAUGCAAUACCUCCUCGUCUCCGCCCUAGCGUACGAGAAGUCAUCUCGCGCCACCAACUUGAUCUAUGUACAAAUGCUGUUCGCCCUCGGCGCCGACCGACUGGUCUUUGGCCACUCUCCCGGUUUGCUGUCCAUUCUAGGCUCAAGUCUGAUUCUAGGCUCGGCAAUGGUCGUCGCCCUACAGAAGAGUGUCGGGAAAGCUGCUAGUCCAGAUUAUGGCGAUGCCGGAGGAGCGGGAGAUGAGGAAAGUCAGAUGAGUCUAAUCAGUGGAGAUCAUCCCGCGGAGCAUGUCGUUGCGCCGAUGACUGCUGGCAGAUAG